Styela clava is the source of this 1102-nucleotide messenger RNA. RefSeq lists its product as uncharacterized. Lineage: Eukaryota; Metazoa; Chordata; Ascidiacea; Stolidobranchia; Styelidae. The record is from RefSeq and is a predicted model, not a curated record. Gene Ontology annotation, molecular function: protein binding.
AAUAGGUGUUUAUAAAUAAGUGCAUGUCUGCUCUGAAAAAAUUUGUUCGAAAUAAAAAUUUUCAUAUGUGACAUAGAUCUAAAUAUGAAGGAUAUUGAUGAUAUUGCAGCAAAUGCUGUCACUAAGAUCCAGGCAUGCUGGAGAGGAUAUCAGUGCAGGAAGAAGCUUCAAGAAAUAUAUGAUUGGUAUAAAAGUGUUGUUUUAGAAAUAGAUGGCGUUGAAACUGAAUAUCAGCAAGUAAGGAAUAACAAAUUGAACAUUUUAAAAAGGCCAUCUGCCGUUUCAAAGUCUGUAGAUCAAAAUGAAGAAAACAAAACCAAUAGUACAAGGUCUUCAAUACCUGAGAUUUUGGAAGUUGAUGUAACAUCAGAUACUUACUCAACAAAGUGUAAAUCUCCUAAUGAAAUUGAUCAGCAACACUUAUCGGACAGGAAGCGAGAUAUUGUGAUGGAAUUAUUUUGGGUUCAACAGGCAAUUGACAGCAGAAGAAAUUAUCUACUCCUAAAGAAUAAGAUAGAUUCAUGAUAUACAUUUAAAUUAGAAGAUACCCUCUUAUCGGAUUCGAAGUUGAACUUAAAUUUCACUAACAUAUAGUUGAAUUGUUUACUAUGACACGAAAGAUCGAUGUUGACAGCAAAUGCAAGAUAGUUCACAAAUUCAUAUUCAUUCCUCUGAGAAUGCAUGUAGUCAUUAGGCCAAUGCAUAUAGAGGAUUUUGAAUCGUUGUAAAGAUGCAUUAUUAUGUAUUAGGUGAAUUUUGAAUUUUUCACAAAUUUUUGCCAAAAGUCAAAAAUUUUCAUGGAGAUUAUGGUUUUAUUGAUGGGCACUUUUUUUGACAUUCUCAUUACCCAUUAUUCGAAUUCACCUUUUGCCAAAGCAACCAAUAAUCCGGAAUUGCGAUUAUUCAAAUUGUAUGUCAUAUCUUGCAAUACCCUCCUUUGUAGUAUUCUAUAUACGGUAUAUUUGAUUGUUUCCUCAUUUUAAAAUUAUGCGACAUAUCUUUUCCAUUGACAUAUACCCAAAUUGUCAAAUAGUUUUUUAAUGUUAUUGACUCGAAGAAUUUAAUUUCUUUACUAGCUGAGAUGCAAUUAUUAUUUUUAUAU